Messenger RNA from Phyllopteryx taeniolatus (common seadragon), 2346 nucleotides. RefSeq lists its product as uncharacterized. Gene Ontology annotation, cellular component: membrane. Gene Ontology annotation, biological process: protein homooligomerization. The annotation marks the transcript as partial. The record is from RefSeq and is a predicted model, not a curated record. Lineage: Eukaryota; Metazoa; Chordata; Actinopteri; Syngnathiformes; Syngnathidae. The transcript is spliced from 3 exons.
AGCUCAUCUAUAAUGACUUGGUUUUUGAAACCCGGAGGGCUAUGGUUCGAAUCCGGCUGCGGACAGAAAAGGCCAACUAGAUUUUGGAGAGAUGCUAGUUGAGCUGAGUAGCCAAAGAAAGGCACCGACGCCCAAAUGUUCUGUCCAGCAGAUGGCGCCAUAUGCACAAAGUAAAAAAGUGCAAUUUGUGAAGGAUGUGUAAUUCAGUGGCAAGCAUUACAUUCAGGAACACAUACACAAAAGUUUAUAAAUAGACAAAAACACAUUGUUUCAUCAAUAUAUAGAUCAGUGCACUGCACAGCAUACACCGGAUUGUUUUUGUGGGUAUUGGGUGUGUGGUCUGUCUUGGUUUUGAGGGCCGCCUCUUUAGCCCGUGGGCUGGUAGGAACAUUGUCAGCUCUAUUAUUUGUAGGAUUCAAAUGGUGCCCCGUUUGUGUUCCAGUGUGUGGUAGAAAAAAGUAGAAAAAAAGAAAAUAGAAAGCGUAGGUAGACUGGUCAGUUUAUGUGGGUUUUCCGUAAAACCCAAUAAAACCUGUCGUCUGUCCAAAGUAGCUGGCAACAUAUUGUCUUUGACAUCCUCACGUGUGAACUUAAAUGUGCUCGAUGUAGGCUUGCAGUUGCAUUUGUUGGCGUCUGAUUUGAAACAAUGACUUGCAGCAGUUGCAUUUCAAAGAGUUCCCUUUACGGUCAAAUUUCACGUGAUAGUGACAUCAUCUCCCAUUAAAAUAAGCACGUCCUUGCGGUUUGCGCGUGUCGGGGCGAGACUGCUGGAGACGCACUUUCCAAACAAACACGACCCCAACCAGCGGCGACCGAACCUUCGGGCGAGAACCCUGACUGAAACCAAACAUAAACCAAGCAAACCGACACUUGAGGGCCCCGGCCCCCUUCUUUCUCCUCACUGUUAUUCCUUGCAGGGCCAAGAUGAAGUUGACUUUAUUCGCUCAGCUGUGUCUGUUGAUCCUUCUCUUUCACUCUCAUUCUUCCUCGGCUAAGAGACGACGGGGAUUUUUCGGUAAAAGCUUCGGCUUCAAGAAGCCCUUCUCAUCCGGCCGAGGCAGCAGCCACAGUAGUACCGGCAGCAAAAACAAUCGGGGCAGCAGUUCACAGGGUUCAUACCCCAAACAGCCCUCACAAACCAAUCAAGGAGUUUACAAUCAGCAUCCAGGCAGACCUGGCAGUUACCCCCAACAGCCACAUGGAUCCUCCUAUGGAGGUGGCUAUGGUAGUUUUGGAGGGUCCGGUGGGGUUUAUGGCCGUUAUCCUGGUGGAUACAUCAACCAAAACCCAAACAACCCUAUCCUGAACCCUCGCUAUGGCAGCAACUUUGGAUAUCAGGGCAAAGGUUUUGGGGGAGGCUCUCCAUUUUCCCGCUCAGUUCAAGCAAUGAAUAUAAUGCCCAACGAUAAAUCCAGAGGUUUUGGACGGAGUGCGGUUAUGGCGGCAGCCGGAGGGGCUGUGGCAGGAAGGACUUUGGGCUAUGGCUUAGGAAGGUUUCCUCGUCCUCACUUCCACAACCCUCAGGAGGAGGACUACUACAACCACUACAUGUACAGGAAAUAUGGGAUGAAGUCUACUGAUACUAAUGAUUACGAUCGAGACUCCAGGUACAGUCCGCCCCCUGAGACCUACGACAGCUUCAUGGACUCCUGCAUGAAGAGAACUGAUGUUCUGCCUCCAGCUAACAUGAAUCAAAACGGCAAGUCAGGAGCCACCCCACCGCCUUUGGCUCCAGGCGAGACCAACAACACCAACCCCAGUAACUCCUCUACAUCAUCGUCCCUUUCUCCAACUCAGCCUCAAGCUGAUCUGGUGACUCCUGCCAUUGAGGCUGUCAAGAGCGAAACGGACAAUGACACUGUCAGUAUCGUGGAGAUCGGCUAUCCGGCUCUCAUUAAGCAGGUUCUGGCCAGGAGAUGCUUGGAGCUCUACAUGGUUGACUCAGAAAAGUACAUGAUGAGGCAGACUAGCGGCACACAAGAGGUGUCCUGGAGUUGCAGUGCCAGCACAAUGGUGACGGAAGACCCCACCGAACCCAGCCAAGAUGGGAGGAUGGGAGCAGGGGCCCACCCAAGAAUAGCCCGGCAGACAGGACACCACCCAUACCAAGGGAUCCAGGAGGGUUCAGCACUCCCACCGAAGUGCCCCAUGCAGAACCAGACACCAGAAGGAGAAUGCAGCAACCCGUUGCCGCCCCCCAGCCAACCACCGCUACCCUACGCUACCUGCCACCGACGCUCCCAAGCCCCCACGGUAGAGCGAGAUGCCACCCCCACCCGCACCCAUCUCCAACCCCUCAGCCGGAAGAACUGGAGAAUUAAUGUAUGUUUAGAUAAUGUUCUGAUU